Pomacea canaliculata is the source of this 3041-nucleotide messenger RNA. Its product is annotated as protein disulfide-isomerase A5-like. Gene Ontology annotation, molecular function: protein disulfide isomerase activity. Gene Ontology annotation, cellular component: endoplasmic reticulum. The transcript has 26 exons. The coding region runs from base 74 to 2722 and encodes 882 amino acids. NCBI's taxonomy places the organism in Eukaryota, Metazoa, Mollusca, Gastropoda, Architaenioglossa, Ampullariidae. Gene Ontology annotation, biological process: protein folding. The record is from RefSeq and is a predicted model, not a curated record.
GGAUCUUCUAUAGUCAGCAAAGGGAACCAUUAUCUACGCAUGCGCUUCUUUGGUUUCCGAACGUGGCAUAGUCAUGGCGCAUUGCAUUGGUGGUGUGUUGCUGGCAAGUUUUAUUUUUCUGUUCUUGAUACCUUUUCACUCUGGGGCCAAACAGAGCAAAAAAGAUCUUGUUAUUCGAGUGGAGGAUUUUAAAGACUUCAAAAAGCUGCUGAGGACCAGAACUAACCUACUGGUCAUUUUUGCCCAGUCUGAGAAGUCAGCAUCCAAAUCUAUGACUCUCUUUGAACAAGUAGCUGAGGAAAUGAAGGGCAAGGCCACAAUAGCUUUUGUCAAUUGUGGAGACGACAAAAAGUUUUGUAAGAAACUAAAAAUUAAUCCGGACACAUUUGAACUAAAGCAUUACAAAGACGGCGAAUUCAACAAAGACUAUGAUCGUAAGCUAGCUGCAAAGUCCAUGGUAAAUUUCCUGAUGGACCCAACAGGUGACAUACCAUGGGAUGAAGAUCCAACUGCUGUUGAUGUAAUUCAUAUAGACUCAGAAGAUGGUCUGAACAAGCUCCUGAAGAAGGACAAGGCAGCAACACUGGUCAUGUUCUAUGCACCAUGGUGUGGCUACUGUAAACGCCUUAAGCCAGAGUUUGCAGCUGCUGCAACAGAAGUUAAAGGGAAGGCCCAGCUUGUUGGUAUAGAUGUCGACAAGCCACAGAUGAUGGGCAUGCGCACUCAGUAUAAUGUUACUGGUUUUCCAACUCUCUACUAUUUUGAGAAGGGCAGAGCCAUGUUCCGAUACGGAGGAGAAAACAACAAGGAUGGCAUUAUCACCUGGCUUAACAACCCCAGGCCUCCUGAAGAGCCCAAGAAGGAAGCUGAAUGGUCUGAAGAACCAUCAGAAGUGGUGCAUCUAGAGGACAGCAACUUUGAUACCUACAUUAAGGAACAUUCAUCUGUUCUUGUCAUGUUUUAUGCACCAUGGUGUGGACACUGCAAGAAAAUGAAACCUGACUACACUGAGGCAGCAGAAACCAUCAAAAGUGAGGGGCUGACUUCAGUUCUGGCUGCAGUAGAUGCAACCAAGAAUCGAAAACUGGCAGAGGACUACAAAAUAAAAGGUUUUCCCACACUAAAGUAUUUCAAGGAUGGAGAGUAUGCUUUUGAAGUUAAUGAACGAGAUAAGGACAAAAUCAUUGAGUUCAUCAAAAAUCCUCAAGAACCUCCACCUCCACCAGCCCCAGAACCCAGCUGGGAGGAAAUUGAGAGCAGUGUGGUGCACCUUAAUGAGGAAAAUUUUAAAUUUACUCUAAAGAAGAGGAAACACAGCCUGGUUAUGUUCUAUGCACCAUGGUGUGGUCAUUGUAAAAAGGCCAAGCCAGAGUUCAUGUCUGCUGCUGCACAGUUUAAAGAUGACAGCAAGGUUUUAUUUGGUGCAGUGGACUGCACCACACAGCAGAGUAUCUGUACUGCACAUGAUGUGACGGGCUACCCCACUUUUAAAUAUUUUAAUUACUUGAACAAAAACUCACAGAAAUACAUGGGUGGUCGUGAGGAAAAUGAUUUUGUGAACUUCAUGCGUGACCCUCUCAGCCCAUCACCAACCCUUCCACCAGCAACCCAGCCACAGCCUCAGACGAACCCUGGAGAAGACUGGGCAGAUAUUGAGGGGCAAAAAAACAUAAAUUUUCUAACAGCAGAGACAUUUGAUUCAUUUAUUGCUGAGCAGCCAUCAGUUCUUGUGAUGUUUUAUGCACCCUGGUGUGGACAUUGUAAGAAAAUGAAGCCAGCUUAUGGUGAAGCAGCAACUAAAGUGAAAGAAGAAGGGCUUGGGGCACUAGCUGCAGUGGAUGCUACCAUAGAGAAAGAUUUGUCACAAAAAUAUGAUAUCAGAGGCUUCCCAACAUUAAAAUAUUUCAGGAAUGGAAAAGUCGAGUUUGAAUAUGGCAGCGGUCGAUCAGCUUCUGACAUUAUUUCAUUUAUGAAAGAUCCUAAGGCAUCUCCACCUCCAGAGCCAGAAUGGAGUGAGCAAGUAUCUGAUGUCAACCACUUGACAAACGACAACUUUGACAGCUUCCUGGCAGCUAACAGAAAAGUGUUAGUGAUGUUCUAUGCACCAUGGUGUGGUCACUGCAAGAAAAUGAAGCCAGCAUACAUGUCAGCAGCAACAAGGUUAAUGACUGAAGUCCCUGAUGCAAAACUUGCUGCUGUGGAUGCCACAAAAUACAGAGAACUGGCCAAUACAUACAGUAUCAAAGGCUUUCCUACAUUAAAGUAUUUUGAAGGUGGAAAGGAGAUCUCAGACUAUGGUGGUGGACGGUCAGAAGAAGACCUGGUUAAUUUUUUCAAGGGUUCUAAACCACCAACCCCUGAAGAAUCAUUACCAUCAUUCUUCCACUCAAAAUGGGUUCCUUCGCUCUCUGGUGCCAAUUUUUCAUCAACUCUUCGCAACCGAGAGGCAGCUCUUGUAUUUUUCUAUGCUGAUUCCUGCCCUAAGUGCACCAAAUACUGGCCAGAAUUUGCCGCAGCUGGGGAGGCUUUAGUGAACCAACUGGCUACAGUAAACUGCGAUACCUAUUCUGAUCUGUGUGGACUGGAAGGCAUUCGCAAGUUCCCGACUUUUGUUCUUUAUAUGCAAGGACAGCGCAAAGAUGAAUAUAGAGAUGCAAAAACAAAGGAUGCAUUUCUUAAUUAUGUUAAAACACAAACACCUCUGACAAAGGAAGAGUUGUGAUCUUAGUCUUUACUAUGCCAAGCUUACUUUUCUUAGCUUUUAAAGAUGCCAUCCCAUUCCCACUUUUCCCUUUCCCACAAUUUACAACUGGUAUAGAAUUUUUAGAUUUUUGACACUUAUUCUUCACAGGAAAAUUUUGUUCAACCACAUGACUUUAGACAACUUUCUUAUCGCCAUCUUUUUUGAAGGGUGCUUAUGUCCUUUAUUUUGUUAGAAAACUUCAGGGUGCAUAUUUAGACAUUAAUCUGUGAUCAGCUGAAGCAUUAUUUGGCAAUUUUUCACAUUGCAUGAUAAUCGCAUUAAAGGGUGCUAUGAUUUU